Molecule: messenger RNA, 752 nt
Organism: Gilbertella persicaria
Lineage: Eukaryota; Fungi; Mucoromycota; Mucoromycetes; Mucorales; Choanephoraceae
Product: RNA polymerase II subunit A C-terminal domain phosphatase SSU72
Exons: 3
Coding region: 28-603 (191 amino acids)
Biological process (GO): termination of RNA polymerase II transcription
Cellular component (GO): mRNA cleavage and polyadenylation specificity factor complex; nucleus
Molecular function (GO): RNA polymerase II CTD heptapeptide repeat phosphatase activity
Source: RefSeq, a predicted model, not a curated record
CUCUCUUUUUUUUUUAAAAAAAAUAAAAUGGCAAAAUAUGCAGUAAUUUGUGCGAGUAAUCAAAACCGAUCUAUGGAAGCUCAUCAUGUCCUCAAUAAAAAAGGAUUUAAUGUACAUUCUUAUGGCACAGGUACAAUGGUACGUUUGCCUGGUCCUGCUAUAGACAAACCCAACAUCUAUCCAUUCGGUACACCUUAUGAACAAGUUUAUCAAGAACUCAAGAGUAAAGAUCCAGCACUCUAUACACAGAACGGUUUACUCAACAUGUUGGACAGAAACAGAAAGACAAAAGAAGCGCCUCAACGGUGGCAUGAGUCAAGAGAGAUGUUUGAUGUGAUCAUCACUUGUGAAGAGCGUUGUUUUGAUUCUGUUGUAGAAGACUUGGCUAAUCGGGGUCAAUCAUUACAUGCGAGUACUCAUGUGAUCAAUGUAGAGAUCAAAGAUAAUCAUGAAGAUGCUUUAUUAGGUGGUAGAGCUAUUUUACAAUUAGCUCAAAUGAUUGAAGCUUCUAAUGAUAUUGAUGCUGAUAUGGAUGGUAUUAUUGAAGAGUUUUCAAUGCGUAAUCCAGGUUUCCCUAUUCUUCAUACCGUUGCUUAUUUUUAAGUUUAUUAUUGUUGUAAUAGACGCAUUAUGUGUUGAUUGUCUUUCUCUUUUAAGAGUCUUUCAAUCUGUUGGUAUUUUUCAUAUGUUUCGAGAUCUAUUGUCUUUUGUAAAUGAGUUGGCACAGGUGAAGCAGGUGGAGAAGAAGAUGC